Pocillopora meandrina is the source of this 21840-nucleotide messenger RNA. NCBI's taxonomy places the organism in Eukaryota, Metazoa, Cnidaria, Anthozoa, Scleractinia, Pocilloporidae. The record is from the annotation of a GenBank genome assembly.
AUGACACCUUAUACGUUCACGCGCCUUCUUUGCUUACUGGUGUUCGUGCAAUGGUCGUUUUUAGUGGAAGGGUCUCACUUCAGACAUGCCGUCAUGAGCUUUGUUCCGACAGAUGCUGAUAACAACACGGUAUGGUCCUUAAUUGCACGCUACUGAGCUAAUUUCAGAUAUUUGUUGUCUACCGUUUUGCAUGUCGUAUAUAAAACCUUGGUGGUACAGGUUGAAGUUCAAUUUGAUGAACUUGCCUUUACAUGUGUGCGGCUCGUUUUUUCUUCAGUUUGUAAACGAAACAUUGCAAAUGCAUAAUUGCCAAUGAACGUUUUCUCCGAAGCAUUUACUGAUGUGAGGUGAAUAAAUUUCACCACAGCUAAAGCUCUGGAAAUAGGAAUCGUGAAAAAGCUUCACCAAACAGUACUGUAAGUUUUUGGUUGUUAGGAGACAAAACUGUGCAUCAAGUAAAGCACGUUACAAACAAGCAUAUCCCUCUUCUCCAUGUGGCGGUAUUUACCUUUCUAGUCAUGGCUCCUCCGUUUACUGCUGAAGAAGGCAUGCCCCAGGUCGGAACAUUUAACAAAGCUGACUCCAGGCUAUCAAUAGAGAAUUUUGGGCGUUAUGUAUCUUGGUAUUAAAGGAAAUUUGCUUCCUGCAUUGAGUCCAACUUCAAUGGGCGUAUUUUUCUUUUUUGAUAAAAUAUCAGUAGUAUGUUGCAUUAUUGCUAUAUUUUGUGAUUUGGUUUCAAUGGCAUUCGAAUGCCUCGAACCAGUUCGCAUAUAAGUUUUUAUUUUGUCAUCCCCUCUUCUUUUUAUGGCUCUUUGCGCUUUGUUAAUUAAAAUGGAUGCUACAUAUUUCUGAACUACCGUGAUCUGCUCUCUUUCACUGAGACAGUUUGCAUGAUUGACGCUCUUUACUAAGUCUUUUCCUAUAGCCAUUGAUGAAAUUUGUAAACGAUUGAACCUUUGUUGGCUUUGUGUUUUUAUACUUGUAUCUUGAAAAGAAAAAACUGCUUUUGUAUGCCAGGGUUAAUCAAAAUUAGUUUUCUUGUUUGUAUUUUUUUUGUUAGUGUGUGUGCGCAGCAAGUCUUAACAAUAGUUGCUGAAAUUUUUUUUUUCAUCUGUUGGAUCACCUCUCAGUGAAGUGUUCGGCACAAUUCAGUGACUUUUUAACCUUACAAUCUCUUAGCGAGUAGGGAGCAGCAUGUUAUCGAGCUUCAAACUGUGCGUUUUUCUAUUCCUGCUUUGAUUUUUUUUUUCACGUUGAAGAGAUACCUAGCCAAGAAGAAAUCGAGUUCGCUCUUCUUUUGGCUCAGCCAGCUGUUUCUCUGGUUGUUCGUUCAUAUUCAUAAGUUUCUCCACACGUAUACGGAAGAGAAUUAUUAUCAAGCCAUGAUCUGGCUUAAUUUCCAACGGCCGUUUGCUAUAAAGCGCGACGGAGUUAAUCCUGCUCUUUUUCAUUGCAACUGCUUGAAUUAUAUAAAAGUUGUUUUUUUUUUUACUUUUUUAAGCGCGAUAUACUCAACCAAGAAGGAAUCACGCUAUAUCCUAUCUGACGCAACCAACUGUGGCCAUUUCUUAGAAAGACUGCGGUUUUUGUAAUUAUUUAUUCAUUUUCAUAAUUUACCUUCCAGACGCCAAAGCGCCCUAAACCACAUCCUCCCACUUUUGGUUAACAUUCCAGUUUUUCCGCUCGGCGGUUGACUUUCUUUUUUACCGUAGGCAUAUUUAAAACUUUCCACGACAAAGAGUCUGACGAGGGCAACUGUGUGUAUGAAGCACAUUUGAAGACCUGUCUUUUGAGAAAAGUCAUGUAACCGGAAGGGCAUUUGAAGAAUGAAAGCGCCCCCUUCAUCAAAAUGCAUCGAUGACAUAAAUUCAUUGACACUUUCCGUUUUCAGGAAAGAAAACAAUUUACAAUUGCUAUAGAGUUAAAAUAAUUAGACGUCUUCACAAAAUUUGUACAGGGACUAACGGCUAUAGAAACCUUCAGGACUUGGAGAAGAAAAUACAACGCUGCCUUCUUGAACCUGAACUGCUUCACCCACGGGUGUAGUGGCAGUAAGAGUCUAUUUGGCAUGGCUGUAUGAGUGAGAUACUGUUCCUUAAUUAAUUUUUCUUUAUGCGUUACGUUCCAUCGAUAUCACGGUUUUACUUGUUUUGUUUUGUUUUUUAAACUUGAUAAUGGGCUUUGACCAUCUAACAUGACAAAGUCAUUAUGAAAUAUCGUUAGCAUAAAUAGCUUGCCAUUUACGUAUGCAGGUGAUUAUAUCAAAUUUAAUUAUACUCGUUACUUAAAGGUCUUAGGGAAGACCGAAACUUGUAUGAUAUCUUUCUAUUUACCUUCCAGCUACGGUUUACCUUUCGUCUGGCUCUUCGAAGGUCAUAUUAUUCAUAUUACUGUGAUGAAAACACAAUUAACUUAGGAGGAAUUAUUGGAUCUGGAGGUUCUUGGACAGCGAAGUGCAGCGAUCCAUUCAGUGCAGUGUGUUCACCGAGCUAUUAUAUCGCGGACACUCGCUUUCGUUGUACUGACUUUAGUCGCAAUGAAGACUGGUCCAUGGGGGAAAAUAACUUCACCUAUACUUUUCCUUCUGGCAAUCUGGAGUGGAAUGUGAGGUGGGUCAAUAUGUGAAUUAGGAAAAAAAGAAACAAGUGAAAACUGACUUUUUAAGAAUCUUUCACUUUAAAGGCAACAGAAGGCCUCGAACAAACAAGAGCCGUUUAUAAUUACCAAAAUUAUCUUUCAACAUUGGGGUGGUUUUCCAAAUAUUAUAACGGCCGAAAGCCGUUACCAAGUUGUUGUUAUGACCCGAAAUUAUCUUCUUCUAUCCAUCACUUCAAUAUUCAGUCCCUCGAUUACUCCUUUCUUCCAUUCCUGUUAACUUUUUGGUAUGUACACUGACUAGUGUAUAAGGCUUUCACAUAUUCAGGUUCGUUGAUGUGGUGGCCUGUCUUCCCAAAUCAAGAUAACUUUCAGCAGUCUCAGUGUAUCUCAAAAACAUCCCUUUCUUUUCUCGUCGACAGAUACCAAAGUUGCUGUUGGAUUUCCAAUCUUGUGCGAUAUGCUGACUCACAAUGGUCGGUAUCCACCAAAAUAAGUCUCUCUAGACGAUCUGACAGCGGCAAAAUCAACUCAUCCCCAGUCUCCAAGAGCCCAGCUAUUGUACGAUUUCAACAGGGCUGUCACAAGUCUCUUACAAUUCCAGUUGAAGAUCCGGAUGGCGAUUUUGUGAAAUGUCGUUGGGCAACUAGCGCCGAGUCCUCCAUACCAAGUGAUAGUUUUCCUUACGGUGAACUUGAUGAGGUACAUUUAUGCCCUCUAAUUGUGUUAUUUCCCUUGUAUUAUAAAAACGGGAGAAAAUUUUAAACCUUGUAAAUUAGGAUGAUCACAACUUAAGACCCUAAAAGAUUCUUCCAUUACUUCCAUGACAAAAAUAUGGAUAACGCUUCAUAGAGGAAAAAGAAAUUUAGUCUUGUUUAUUCUUGAUGAAUGACAUCAACACGUAAAAGAAAGAAGGAUCAACAAACACACUGUGAUUUUCUUGUUAAUACUAGUGAGAUCUCAAUAUGGCACAUGUAUCUAAAUAUAGCGUUCUUUGCAGAAAAACUGCAUUUUAACUUACAGAGGUGGACUUGGAGCAUCGGGCACAUACGUAGUAACCUUAACUUUGGAAGACUUUCCAGCUGGAACCACAAACUUCAACAACAUCAGACCAUUCAGUGCUGUGCCACUGCAGUUUCUUGUCAUAAUAGGUGUUGGGUUUGGUUCUUGUCAAGACAUACCUGUUUUUACUUCUUCUACACCUCAAAAUGGUGAAUGCUCAGAGAUUCAGAUCGGGUCGGUAUACAAAGCAGUCAUUGAGGUGCGGCUUCCAAACGUCAGUAAACAGUAAGUAUUCAAGGUUACAAUUUUAGGGCAUCUGAGUUUGCCCUUUACAUCCAUGAACUGUUUAUACUAAAACAUAUCCAAAGGCACAUUACUUGUCUUGUUAUGUUUGCUGUUAACCUAGACUCUUUUCUCAAUGUUCUAAGUAUUGUCGAGAUAACCACAAGCUCUCCACUUGGAAUGCAACUGACACCAUUAAGCUCCCAUGGAGGCAUCUUCUUCAGGAAUGUCACGUGGUAUCCGAGUCAGAACCAAAUUGGGCAGCAGUUGUUCUGCUUUCAAGCUUUGGAUUCAGACGGGUAAGAUGUUCUCGCAUGUUAUGUAAAAGUUUUGUACUUGAAAUAAGGAUUUUGAUGAACUGAAGUUAGAUUGAUGUUUUUCAAGUUUUAAUAAGAAUUAAUGAUCACUUUUCACGACAAAGUAUAAUACUACUGGUGUUUCACUGGAAUGUUAGAUCUUCAUGUCGGCAGUAUUCUUAACUCAAAAUGCACCAGAGCAACUCUGUGCUAAUACAAGAUACAUGUGCUGGAGUACCGGUUCGAGCAAAAACAGUUCUGUGCCAAGUUAACUUUAGAGCAAAGUUCAUGUUGUGUAAAUCGGCUUGCAUUUAUAUUAAUGAUUCGUGUCAUUUACAAUUUACAGAUUACAAAGUGAAUGGCGUUGUGUCACGAUCCUUGUGGGGCUAAGUAAGUAAUUUUAUAUCCUCUGGAACAUUUCAGUUCAUUGAGACAUAUGGAUAAAUUGAGCUUAGUUGAUUUCUCUUUCCCUCUGUUUAAUCUUUAAUACUGUCAAGGAGUUGGCAGGUUCAUUUGUUUUUGAUGCAGACUAGAACCACACAAACAAACACACAUAAUAGUAAAAAUAGCGAAUAAUGAUAAAUGAUAAAAAGGCAAUAAUAACAAUGAAAUCAUAAUAAACAAAAAUUGACAUAAAAAGUAUAUCCAUUGAGUCAAUUACUUAUUCAUCUAUGAUUGAAUUACGAUGUACCAUUUAGAUAUUAAUUCAAUAUAAAUACAUUUAUUUUUAGGUAAUACGCCUCAUGUUAUUUUGGGUACACGAAGGCCAAUAAGUCCUAUAAGUGAGAUUGGAACAGGACUAAUAUGGUGGAGUAUUCAUUUUAACAGAGUGGUAAUCAACACCCGUUUUUUUACCUUUUAAAGAAUUACUUGUAUGUAGAUCCUUUAUUAGCAUUUUGAUAAUUUUCACGCUUUUGAGGGAUAGCAAGCACGUUAAUUUAUGACGAGGUAAUUUUACCCAGAUAUAACACCAGAUUCCCGAUACCAGGAAAUAAAAAAAAAUUACAAUUACCUUUUCGAAGAACUAACUUUCAGAUCUUGGGAGUUCAAAAGGUUAGGGAAACAUAUAUGGUUAGAAUACACUUAAAUUUAUGAUUAAGCUCGAUUAUUUGCAGAUAAAGAAGCCUCGUAGCUCAGCAUUCAUCCGAUUGGUUCUGCAGUCAAAUGGUUUUACCGUCUUCAAAGUGAAUGCUCUCUCUGGUUACGUUGUUAUCGACAGUAAUCGCACAGUACUGCAUUUUGCUACUCCUAAGGCUGCACUGAGUAUGAACGGUUCAUAUGCCAUCUUGAUAGAUCCCGGUGCAGUAGUUGGGCAGGGCUGCUCGAAUGAUGGUCCACCAACACCUGGUAUAACCUCACCCAUGGACUGGACCUUCCCCGUAGAUGGUGUCUGCCCGCUUGGUUAUGCUCUGGUUUCUCCAAGUUUUCAAAAGUGUGAGGGUACGUCCGCUGUUGUAGUAUUUAGCGAAAAAGUACUCGGUAUCUUUUCCCUACAUUGGUCCGGUAUGGAUUAUGAGGGUGCAUCAUCCCUGCUUCAAUCUCAACCGAUGCAAUAAAAGCCAUCUGCUGAUAGGAUAGACUUUAGUACCAAGCCUGUAAAUAUAUAGUGAAAAUGAUUGUCUUCAACCUAAAUAGGUUUUGUUAUAAUUAUUUUGAAAUAUUAUGUGCAUGAAGGAUAAGCUGUUGGAAUUGACUUAAUUAUUUUCCAGAUGAUUUUUUAGAAUGAAAUUGCUCUCCAUUAUGAUGCAUCAUCGUAUGGUAUUCUAGAGUUUAAAGUCGCAAAGAUCAGUCUGCAUUCUCACUUUUAAUAUUAUAUCAUUCUUUGCGCAGAAAUUCUGAUGUCUGCUGUUUGAGUGUAAAAACUAGUUAAAAACAAACAUUCAAUGAGAUCAAGCAGAGCCUCAAAAUAGAAAAUCAUAUUAAUUCAAAUAGUGUAAACCAUUUCAAUAUUUUAAAUUUAAGCAUGAACUCAAGUUUUGAUGUUUUUUUUUAACGAGAGUCUAUCCAUGUCAAAAUUUCUUUUCUGUUUGCAGAUAUAGACGAAUGCGGCGGACAUCAUCGGUCGAAACGUUCUUAUUGGUGGUACAACGUGUUUUCCCAAAAUUCAGGUAGAUAUCUCCACUGGUACCAUAAUUUUUUUGUGAUGCUUCCUCGUGCUAAUCAUAAUAAGGCCUCCCGGGUAAUGUUUCGAUUAACAGGAUCAUAUAAAUGAAUGAUAAUCGGAUCAAUAUCAGUAUCUGGGCAACUGCCCACCUAUCCCUCCCCUAACCCAACAACAGUAAAUUGAUAACAAGUUAGGGUGAAUGUUGGGUUAGGGGAGGGGUAGGUGCGUAGUUGCCCAGAUACUGACAUUGAUCCGAUUAUCAUUCAUUUAUAUGGAUCACCAGAAGAAGCAGGCUUACCUUGUCAGUUCUGGGAACAUAAUCUAUCUUAAAAUCGUGACUAAGUUGAAAACGAAAUCUCACCUAUACAUGCGCAAAACUAGAUCAUCAUCCUCUUCCAGUGGAACGUGGCAUACUAUGGCAGCGGUUUCUAAGGAGCUGAUUUCUCUGAAGUCCUCUUAGGGGCUGGUGUGAAAUGGUUCUCCAUCCAUUUGUCUUUGACCUCCUCUUCCAAUCCUCCAAAGAUAGCCCUGAGCACACUUUUUUGUCAUCUGUUCGCUAAUGUUACAUGCUCAUCUGUUCCCCUUUUCCCUCCUCCCUUCCACCCUUCUACCUUCACAAAUACCAGAUUGACGAACAGAACGACCAUAGUCAUAUUCUUUUUUUCUGGUUUUCAUGAAACUAAGUAGUUAAGUGCGGAUUAAAGUUUACUGGUUUUCGUUUCGUUAGCAAGAUGUGCAACUUGAAUGGUCUCAAGUUUGUAUUCUCUCGAUGAUCUUCACAAUUUACUGUUAUUGUACACUCCCCGGCAAAACAACUAAAAAUCACACCAUUUCUGUCUAAUCAUUCCCUUUAUUUCAGUUUGGAUCUCUUUGAAACUCAUUGUCUCUUCAUGGUCAAUAUAGCUAGAGACUUCGACAGAAUUUAGAACCUUGACUUUACGGAGGGUCUCAAUGGGGUUAACCGAUGGCAGUAAAACGGCCAAAAAAUUUACCCGUAAGGCGUAAAAAUUGACAGAUUUUAAUCGUUAGUCGUAAAAAAUGUUCACCGCUAAAAAAUGUACAGAAAUGGAAUGAUAUUAAUCGUACAUGUUGGCCGUAAAAUCGCCAAAAUUUUAACCGUCAGCCGUAAAAGCCAUCACCCCAUUGAGACCCUCUUUUAUUUGAACAGUUUCGUGUCCCGUAAUAAAAAGUAUUUAAAAAGUGAAUUAAAAAUUCCUCUCUUUUUCAGCCUGCAACGCUACUGGAGAAUUCAUCAAUUCUACCAGCGGUCACAUUUCCAGCUACAAUUUUCCCGACAACUAUGACCCAAACAGGAUUUGUACCUGGAAUAUCACGGUACCCAGAGGGAAAAUCAUCAAACUGACCUUCUUGAACUUUACCCUGGUGGCAGGUGAAAACGGUGACUGUGCUGGAGCGGCGGGAGAUAGUGCCCGAGUCUUUAUCACAAACGUUGCUUCUCAUAGAGGAAAACCUAAUGACUUUAAGAUCUGUGGUCAAAAGCUUCCCCCUCCUGUAUACUCCGAGGGAAAUUUCAUUCAAGUGAGAUUUGAAUCUCGCACUGGUCUUGUAAACAAAGGGUUCAAUGCAACCUUUGAGGCGAUAGAUAGAGAUUCACGUAAGAGGUUUUCUUCUGUUGUAUUUUCUGAAGGAAGCAUAGAAGUAUAUUGAGCAUGUACCCUGUUGAACUAAGCGGGAAUUUUGUUGAGUAUAACCUGAAAACAAUGAUGUGAACAAUCGAUGAACAGCUAUAGUCUGUAGAAAAAAAUUGAAUGUAUUCAAGCCUUUCACUUGGACACAAGCUGUUUAUAUUUCACGUCAUACGGAAAAUGAGCUGUCGGCGGUAUUGAAAGUUAACCAGUUAGUGUAAAAUCAACACUAAAACAGUUUUCGAAGCCUGACACAGUCUUUGUUACUCUUUUUAGUGUGCCCAACAGAUAUGAUCCUCAAUGAAACAUCAGGUUCUUUCUCCUCUCCCUUUUAUCCAAGAAACUAUCCAUUCAACCAGACAUGUAGCUGGAAGAUUAUAGGGAAACAAGGAUACCGUGUUGAGCUCACAAUACCAGAGUAUAAUCUUCAACGUUGUGAUGGCGCUGGUUGCUUGUGUGAUUAUAUAGAAGUUCAGAAUAGCUUCAGUGAUCAAGCACUGCCUGGAAAACUAUGUGGUACGCCAAGGUAUAUUCCUGUAAAAUUUUAUUCACUUCACGAAAGCUUGAGGGUGGUGUUUGUGUCCGAUGAUACAAACAUGGAUUAUGACGGAUUUGGGGCAACUUACAAGCUGUUGAACUACAGUCCUCCAAGUAAGUAGAGAAAACAACGACGUGAGAUCUAAGAGUUCGCUGAGAGAAUAUGUUACAUGCAAUAAAUUCACUCAUACAAGUAAUGAUAAGGAGCUUAGUUAAUAAGAGUGGAGGUUACCCAUUGUGCUUGUGUUCCUUCGAAUUUCAAUGUACAAUAUCGAUCCUGUGAAGUACUUUUUCAAGACUUAGCACUGAUAGCAUAUUUUUUCUUUAUUCAUACUCAGAUGUUAAAGUGUAAGAUAGUGUAAGCUAAUCGUCUGUAGCCCUGAGAAGGACUGUUGUCGGUACUACUGCCUGGUGUUUCGACAAUUAACCUGAGCGGAAGUCAACAUCAGAGUCUCGAACCCCUGGGUUCAAAACCAUUUCCUGAACUUUAGUGUGUCACUAACUCAAGAAAAUGUUAUUAUUAUUCAGAAGUGGCAGUCGAUGUGACAAACACUUUUUUCUCUGAGCAAAGGGGUCAUAUCGGUUAAAAGAACAUUCCUGCUUGGAACUUCUUGUGGUGUUUAUUUUCAUUUACAGACUAUUCGAGCACAACAACUACUUUAAAUGGUAGCUAUCUUGUUUCUGUUGUUGCUACCUAUGCCACUUCCACCACCACUGUCACCAUCAAUACCGUCUACCUCUAAACCUAUCCUCUGACACCACUGCUAUCCCUACCAUUACCACUAACCCUUACUUAUACAACUGCCACUUGCACUACCACUUUCGCCAACAUCACAACCACCUUGCGGCUAAACUGUUAUCACUACUAUUACCACCUCCAGUAACACUUCCUCUGCCACUAGCACUACUAAUUUCAACACAAAUUUUACUACCACGACCGCUACAACUAGUGCCAGUAUUUCCUUUACUAUUUUCACUACUUCUUCUAUUGUGGAGGUGGAGAAGGUAAGAGAGAUAGGGAAACUGCGGUCAGGCACUUAAGGGAUUUAGUUACGAAAAUAUCCUAUUAAAUUCAACUUAUACACGGGAAGGUCAUAGCCAGAGAGGUAGAUUAACUAAAUCACACAACUGUUAGUUACAUUUGUCUCACCAUAAUUCCUGAUCGAAGUCAACUUCGAAGCUUUUACGUGAUUACCAUUUUCUUUUUACAGGUAACAAACCUACCUCAUCUGCUACCAAUAUAUCACCUUCUCCAGGUAUUUUAUUAUUUUCUUUCUUUAUAAUUUUGGCCUUUUUUGUGAAUGCUGUUGUUGGAUUCCAUUAUAUUAUACAUGUUUUUUAAAUCCUCUCAAAGAAAAUGUACAUUCGUCUUCCGGCAGGGUUCACAACAGCCCAGUAGGUUGUUUAUUCUACUAUAGGUUGUCUAUUCUACCAUAGGAGUAAUAAAAGUCUUAUAUUUCCUUUUUGGUUGAAGCAACUUCUAUAUCUUCAACGGCGUCAGCAAUGCCAUCGGCUCUUCCAGGUAAGACAAGGAGUUUUAAUUAUUGUGAUUCUACCGUGAAACCUUAUCGACCUUGGUCGAAUGAAAAGUUAAAACUGAAAUAAUGUACAUGAAAAUAGAGAAACAAAGAUAACAUUACACUAAUUAUGUUUCAAUUCGGUCUGUUUCAGGAUCCUGUCUUUACAACUUAGGAGGCCAUUACGGAUAUUUCAGCAGCCCAAAUUACCCAUUUAACUACGACCACCAUCUUAAUUGUGUUUGGAUUAUUACUGUACCAAAUGGCUACUACAUAUACCUCCGCUUUGAUCAUUUCCAUCUGCAAGGUGGCCAUGGAAGUUGCCCUUUCGACUACGUGCAGAUAUAUGACGGAUCGUUUUUGCAAAGCCUCACAAUAAGACGCUGCUAUUAUCAAAACUCUUGGUGUGUUUACAGUCACAGCAACGUCCUUUAUGUGUAUUUUGUGACGGAUCAUUCUGUAUCCUACUCUGGUUUCACUGCUUAUUAUGAAAGAGUUCAUCAAACAUAUUAUGUCUGCCCGCGUCCAAGUGCAAGUAAGGAUAUGACCAGAAAGGUUUUCUAAUAGUAAUCGAUUUCCAUUAGAUUCUGCUUAUUAUUUAUUCGAUUUAUUUUGCAAGAAAAUAUUUACAAUAUCUAUAUUUGAAUAUAUACAAUUUUCUUCUUAUUCCUGGCGAGGAAGCUCAUUUCGAAAGCCUGGAGCUUAUAACUAAGACUUUACCCCCCAAAGACUUAAAACACACUUAUCAUGGGUGAACUAUUAUUAACUGAAGAUAGUUAAGGUAAAAGGGACAGUAGAGAAAACAAGCAAAAAAAAGUGAUUCUUAAGAAAAGUAAACAAAAAUACAGACACACGCACACAAAUAGCAAGCAAGCAGACGCGCUUAAAACAUUUCGCAAAAAAACGAGAUAAAUAUGUGUGUGUAUAUAUAUAUAUAUAUAUUUGAAGAGAAAAAAGAACAAAGAAAUACUUAUAGUCUUGAUUAAAAAAGCUUUGUCCACUAAAUUGUCUUUAUCAAUAUCAUUAGACGGGCUACAUAAAAUCAGGCAAACAUAAAUAGGUUAAGCAGAGCUCUUUUCAAAGAAAUAAAGGGUUAAAGGGCUUGCACACCCUUUCUUGUAGAUCCUGACUUCGUACCUAUAUAUUUUUUCAGUGGAGAAACUUAGCCACCAUGAUUAUUUUCUUCCCAUAGCUCACCAGUUGUCGUCAAGUGUUUUCACUGGUAUAUCUCCUUCACCAGGUACUUUUUUUCUUAUCCAGUGUUUUACUUUAUCGUUGAUUUUUCAUAUUGUUUGAAUGUGUGAGUUAUUGAUUGAAAGUAUUUUCAGCAAGUUUGUAGGAAUGCGACAUAAUCUCGUGUACAUUCUAUUUACCCUUCAGAGCUAAGGGGUUAGUACUUUCUAUUUCCCUAUAUUCAACUAACAAACAUCUUUUUUGGGGGUUUAUCCUUUUCGAGUUGCGUGUAUCCUAUUUUUGAUCAUGCCUCUUAUCUUCACAGCGUCGAUAUUACCAAUGUCAACAGCCAUGCUGCCAGCUUCCUCUGGUAAGACUGCAUGACAUUUUAGUAUCUCUUAAAUAAUCCUGAAUUCCCUGAUAUAUGCUUGAUGUCAAGACAAUAAUUGAUAGUCUAACUUAUGUUAUUGCUUAUUUGAUGACUGAUUUUUUUAGGAUCCUGUCUCUACAAUCUAUAUGGGCCAGAAGGAAAUUUUAGCAGUCCAAAUUACCCACAAAACUACGGCCACAAUCUCCAAUGUACUUGGCUCAUUACGACAUCACCAGGUUCUUACAUUUUCCUCCGCUUUGAUCAUUUCCAUCUGGAGGGUAGUUAUGGAAGUUGCCCUUACGACUACGUACGGAUAUAUGAUGGAAAUUCUUAUCAAAGCUUAACAAUGAGACGCUGCGAUUAUCAAGAUUCCUGGUGCGUUUACAGCCACAGCAACGUCCUCUAUGUACACUUCCAAACAGAUGGUUCAGUUUCCUACCCUGGUUUCACUGCCUUUUAUGAAAAAGUCUCUAAGAGAUACGUAGUCUGCAAAGUCAAUUCGAGUAAGGCUACGUUUAGUCUUGCAUUUAUCCGCAUGUAUGGUGGUAACCUUUCAAAAAAUUAUGCAAAGCAAUACCGAUAGACACACGCUCAAGUAAAAAAGAAAGAAAGACAGGUAGGCAGGCAGACUGACUGAGAGACAGACAAUUCGCUCUGACGAAGGGCAAACACUUCAAAUUGUCAGCUGUAUCUUGUUAUAUUUCUCCACCGACACAGCACCACAGUUUCUUCCAAACCUCACCCCUUUAAAUAAACAGAUAGUCAGACAAGAGACGAGACAACAGACUAGUAAGCAGACAUACGGAGAGACAGAUACAAAACGGGAAGAAAUCUUUGAUGACGGUUGUUGUGUCUGACAAAAAAUUUUUCAAAAUUAUGCGUUAAGGAGAUUACAGUACAUUUAGUACAAUAACAUAUGUCCAUAAUUUUGGGUAAGUAACAAACAAGCUUUGGAAAAACAUUCCUGAGGUGGCAAACGUGGUAACAAUACCUUUCCAUUUCUUUUUGCAGGUAUCUCACAAGGCAUAACACCUACUUCAGCUGGUAUUUUUCGUUUUAUUCUUCUUUUACGACUACAAAAACCACUUCUGCAACUACCAUGACCGCUACUACUAUUGCCGUUACCAAUACUACGACUACUUCUUCUACUAGUUUCACUGAAAAGCAAGGAAUUUGUGUUUAUAAGAAAUUAAAUAGAAGAAUAAAUACCAUCGAACAAAAAAACAGAAAAAAGAUAAAAAACGGUUUUUAACAAAAGGUUGGGGUUGGCAAACACAACUAAAAAAAGAAUCUGUAAACUAAAUAUUUUUACCUGUUGGAAUCGUCGUGUGUGAAAUUUCCCGAUUUUUUUCCAUUCAUCUAAAAACAUUUAGACUCAGUGAUGAGUUAACUCUUGAUAAUGAAUUCGAUAAAUGCGAGAUGAAGCCUCACCAAUUUUGUUCUCCCCACAGCUCCAUGGGCAUCCGCCAGCGCAGCUCCUUCAUUUGCUUCAGGUUGUAUUUCAACCCUUUCUAUCUCAUCUACCAUCAAAUGAAUAUAUAUGGAGAAAAAAAUAGUUUUUGUAAUAUCAACUUGGUUUUAUUAGGUAAUUCGGAAUAGAACUCAGUUUCUUUGAAUAUAUGGACUGUAAGGGAUUUUCAUUGGCUUAAAAGAAUCGAUUAAAAGCCCAUGCGAUUGGUUGGACACCUUUACCAAAAUGGCUCGCUAGAUUAUUAUUAUUAUUAUUAUUAUUAUUAAGCUGUUUGCAGAGUUCAACAAACAGCGAUCCACAAUUGACUUGCUUUAAAGUUUUUUGUGUGAUAACGACUUUGAAGGCUUUUAACAUCGUCUGACCAUGUUAAAAUUAGUAAUGCACCCUAUUUUUGAUGUUGUUGUCCCUUUUUGACGUUGCUGUCCCUUUUGUCUUUAUCAAUUUGUUUUCCUCUUUUGCAUUCAGAAUGCUAUUACCACUCAUACCUAACAGAGGCAGGAAGAAGGAUGAGUUACUAUAACGGCUUCAACGGAUAUCUGCAAUGUGAUAACUUGUUACCGUUUGGAUGGUAUCGAUUUGGUGGUGCAGCAGGAACAGAGAUGCCUACGUCCUGUGUAGGAAAAAAUCGAUGUGGCACCCAUGCACCGGGUUGGUUGAAUGGCUCGCACCCGCGAGUAACUGAUGGAAUUGUCCGUGCUAAAGUGUGUUUCCAUUGGAGUUAUGAUUGUUGCUUGUGGUCUGCCAAUAUCCGUGUUCGUAACUGCAGCGGUUUCUACGUAUACGAGCUUGUGCCCCCGCCAAAUUGUCACCUUCGUUAUUGUGGUAAUGGUGGAGGUAAGACAGACAGGCGUAAAAUUAAUGUAGAAAAACAACAGACAGAAAGAAAGACAAUUGCAAGAGACACACAAAUAUUAAGCAGACAGACAAAUGGUCGAGAGACAAACAUACAGAAAAACAGUAAACACAUUCAAAUGGACAAACAGGGACAAACGAACAAAAGACAAAUGGACAGACCGACCACAGAGUGCCACACAAAAAAUAAAGUAAAGCCAUGAGAGAGCGUACAAUAGAGACUAAAAGAAGGGUUGUACAGACAGAACGUAUAACUUAUAACCCUUUAACUCCUAUGAGUGACCAAGACAGAAUUUUUCCUUAAAAUAUCAGUACAAUAUCAGUCAGACAAUGAUAAGAAUAAAGAAAAAUAUCAAUUAGGGGAUUAUAGGUUGAUCCAAUACCAACUUCUCCAAACUAACAUCACAAAUGAGAUCUUGGGAGUUAAAGGGAUAACGAGUGAGUUUAUAGGAGAUACCCUACAUGUAUUUAUCUCAAUAGGAGUAAGAGGUUAGAUUGUUACGCUAACAUUUCACUUUUCAAGUGGUUAAGUUAUUAGCCUGCAUUAAAAGAAGAGGAAAGCUUGAAAUCCCAGUGAAUCAUUUAAUCAAUCAAUGAAUCAAUCGAUUAAUCCGUCAAUAGCUGAAUGAAUGAAGCUUACAUCUCUCCGAACAGUUAAAUCAUUGAAGAAACCUCGUUUUUAUUCGUUUAUGAGGAAAAGUAAGUUACAUUUAAAUUAAAGGUACUAUUCCUGUGGUUGAUGUAUAGUGAUGCUCAAUGAAUGUUCAUUUAUUUUGUUUUCAGCUCUUCACUCAACUAGUAUCGCACCUACACCCUGUGAGUAUCUUUUACUUUAACAUGAAUUAAGUUUCAGCUGUUAUACUUCGAUUGAUUUUUGUAAUUUCUCCGUACACAGGAGGAACUGAAAUGAGUGUGUAGGAUUAAACCGAAGACACUCUACCAUUUCUAAAACUUUUUAUUCCUCCAUUAAAUUACUGAAGACAUAGUCGUUAAAAGAAAAUUGGAUGAACAAUCCACGAAAUAUUCCUCAUGUCUAAGCCUAAAAGAGCAACAGUUUUGUCAGCCUUUCUCAUUGCGAUUAUGCAUUUUUUAAGAAUAAUACUUGGUGUUUAUGAAUUUCAACACUUAGCACCGUCACUCUUAUUAGUUCUUGCUUCUUAUAGCGCAGUCUACUGCAGCCGUUACCCCGGCUAUUCCUGGUAAGUGACGCGUGGUAGAAAUCAAAGAGAAGGUGAUAAUUUUUUAAUUUAAGUGAAGUUGUUAAUUUGGAUGCUGCAUGGUAUGAAUUUCUAUGUAGUUUAAUUGGAGCCCAUUACAAAGCUCUCGAUUCAGAAUUUAACGAUUCCGCUGACUACUAAAUCAAUGUAAAAGAUGUUGUUACUCAACGAAUGACACAGUAUACUCGGAGAGAAAGAACUCCGAGUGCUCCGAUCAGGAGUCGACGAGACGAGACGACCUUCCUAUUAGUGCUUCGGACGCUCGACCAUACACUGGGACUUGGGAGACUGGUGAUGGGCUGAGCCGUUUAACUAGGUCGAUGGUGGCAAACUUCUUGUAUAAUGCAAGAAUAGGAAUGCAAAAUGCAUGCUUUUGCGCGGUUAUGAUGUAAAUGAAGAUGGUAAAUUAAUUUGAAACUUGGUUAUGUAAAUGAACGCUGAGUCGAUGCUUUUUUCAGGGCCUAACACCUAUGCCUUAUCUAAUGUGAGGAUAUGCACUUUGCUAGAGCACACUUUCCAGAUAACUAUUCAGUGAGCGUGAAUAAAAAUAAACGAUCACUGUAAAACAUGGACCAAAAAACCCAUUUAAGUCCAAAGUAGUGUUUUUGUUUCACUAUAUGUAAAUUUCAUUUGCAGGAAACUGUUUCCAUCAUCUCAACCACCCUUAUGGUUUAUUUGAGAGUCCAGGCAAACCAAGUUGUUACCCGAACAACAAAUACUGCGCCUGGCUGCUCGAAGCUCCUGUUGGUCAAUACAUUGAUCUACAAUUCUAUUCUUUCCAUUUGGAAUACGGAGCUUCUUACUGCCCGUGGGAUUAUGUCGAAGUUCUUGACGGUAACUCAUUGCACAGUCCUAUUCUUGUCAAGGCGUGCGGCCAGUUGGCGUGGUGGAGAUUGUACAGUAGUGGAAGGUUCCUUAUGGUGCUGUUCAAAUCGGACAGUAUCAUCGGGAUGCCUGGAUUCUCUGCUUAUUACCGAGCUUCAUAUAGAAGUAAGAGGAAUAAAUCAAUUUCUUCAAAACUUUUCUUGAAUUACAAUGUUUAGAUGAAAGUUUCAUAGCGUAAAUGGAAUUUUUUAAUGGCUUCAGGUAAAGUCAAUUCGAAUUAAAACUUUAAAGCAAGUUUAAUAAGACGGUUUUCGAGGUUAGUCAAGUCGUACCUUCCAAGUAGUAAAUGUUUUUCACCGCAUUUUCGUAAUAAGUCUUAAAUACUUUAAUAGAGAGAACUUACGACUUACUCUUAGAAUCGUAAACAAUAUGGUUCACUUACUGUUAGAAGCCUUUUUUCUUAACAUAUACAAACUCAAGCUCUUCCUCAUACGCAGGAUACAACAUUUCAUUACCAAGCCAAGUGUCAAUAACAAGCCCAGUGCAGUGUUCUCCUACGCAGACACAAACUACCACUCCUGUCACGUCAAAUGGUAAGUGAACGAAACGUGUGCUCUUAACAAAUGUCAUUUUUAAUGACUUACACAUCUAUGCAACUUUCUUACCCAAACAUAAUUUCCUUUCAAACCUCCAGUUUGUCACAUAGUGAUCAUGUUUCGAAAAAAUUCUGUAACGAACGCACCAGUAAAUUAUCAGCAUAUAUUGACUUUGCCAUUGAUUUCCUUGGUUAUUUCAAGAAAUAACCUAGAUCCAACAAUAAUUUACAGUGAUACAAUACAAGGUAAACGAAAAUCGAACGGAGAAAGGACAGCAACAACGUAAUGACAGUUAGAACAGGUGUACAAAACGAAAAGUCGUGAAUAAACCGACAUAGAGACACUCCUGGAAACCCAAAAAUUUGGCGUGAAAACUUUGAAACCUUUCACAUCCAGAAGUGAUUAUUAUGUAAUUUCUCCCCAUAAUAUCCAUACAUCAUCCAGCAAACAGGUAAUGAGAAUACUAAAUCUUAUCAGAAAGAAGUUAUUAUAUUGAUCUAACACUUAAUUCUCUGUAGUAACUAAAAGGGAGAGUUAACAACCAGACUAUAGUUAUAACUAGUUAUAACUGAAACCACUGAAAGACCAUACAACAAGUACAAAAAUUUAUAAUUAAAAUUUUGAAUUAUGCUGAAAGACUUAACCGAAUAUACCAAUACAUUAACGGACUAAGGGAGGGAGGAUAAAAAUAACAGUAGAAGAACUGUCUAUGCUUGUUUGCAGUGCACGGAAUCCAACCGACACCUGCUUCUGCAAUGACAUCGACCUUCUAUGCUGCUUCAAGUGUAAACGUCCAGCCAAAUCCUUCCCAGUUCCAGUUUCAUUUACCGGCGCAAUGCGAACAAAGUUGUCACAACACGUUAGGAAGUUACACCUGCUCUUGCAUUAGUGGAUACCAACUGGCCGCGGACGGGAAAUCGUGCUUAGGUAAAAUUGAUUCUACAAAAAUAAGUUUUGAGACAUUUUGUUUUUGAUACAUUCUCAUAGUCUCGCUAAAUCGAUUUUUUUUCGUCACGAGCACGAUUAAAAUAACAGAUCGUUGUGUUUUUGAUGUUCAGCCUAAAUCUCUAUUUGUUGUUUGACGUGUGCCGGUCGUUUUAUACUUUACAAAGGUUACCGAUCAAUGAGCCCUUGACACCCAUACAUCAGAAUGCAUAUUCUCCAUACUGUUCUACAUACAUUUCUUAGUGUGUUGACAAGGAGAAUUUGUGUAACUUCAUUAGUUGGUGAUCAUUUCCUUUAUUCUCAUUGCCUUUAUGUGUGAUUCAGGGGUGAUAUUGUAAGGAGAAAUUAAAUCCUAUUCAUUCUUAGGGUUAACAAUAUAAACCUCAGAAUACCCUAAUUGCUCUCCUUCUCUCGUGCGCGCUUUCCGUUCUCCUUAAGUGCCCAUGGUAAGUUUAGCUUGCAAUUUUAAUGUUUGAGGUGGCUGAGUAUUUCUCUUCAAUUAAUUUUAUAACUUGUUUUUUUCCCUUUUGCGCAGACGUUGAUGAAUGUUCGAUCAGUAAUGGUGGCUGCAGCCAUCAUUGUUACAAUAUCCCUGGAUCAUUUUAUUGUGGCUGUCCGGAAGGAACCAGUAUGGGUGCCAACAAUUUGACUUGUGUUGGUAAGGAAUGCUAAGCUAAGCUUUCUGCAUAUGACUUCUGAAGGAAAAUUCUGCUUCUGUCUAGGAUGGGAAUAUAUAACGAUCAACAAUGAAAGACGACUGACCGUUCCUGUAAUGUAUGUAUAUUGGAAGGAAAGCAGAAAAACAUUGUGGAUGCGUGGUACUUUUUUGUGACUCAACUAUCUUAAAGUUUUUAUGGAUUAGGCACGAGUAGUUGGAAGACAUUUAAAUCUUGUUAAAUUUAAGGCUGUUGCUUUUUUAUUCAUCUUAGAACCUGGUGUGUCUGUUAACUGCAGUGACAUUAUAACGGUUGCCCUAGAAAAGAAGACAUUUCCAUUUUUUGACGUUGCCCGACUACACUUGAGGUACUCAUCAUGUAAAGCCACACAGAAUGACACCCAUUUGCUGAUCAACACUCCUUUAAAUGGUUGCGGAACAAUGGUCAACGAGACUGAAGAUGACCUUAUCUUCUGGAAUGAAAUCCGAACGGAGGUGAUCCUUAUCGACAAUGUCAUAACUAGAUCACAUGACGUCAAAAUUCCAUUUUAUUGCAGUUAUUCGAGAAGGAAAUGGGUCAACCUGGGUUUCAAGCCUCAGCAUCUACACUUUGGGACAGAAGGUAAAUGAAACUUUCCAGCUCUCAUUCUGAUCACUCCAAAUCAGCAACAUGUAUCUUUAGGUAAGGUGCUUUCCUCCUGAGGAUGAUCGAUGCUAUCCUUUCUUCUCUAGAGUGGAAGGCAGAUUUGUUUUAAAAUUUAACACGUUUACGUGCUAAAUGACUUUAUAUUUUCCGCUUUCCAGCUGGGUAUGGAAACUUUACCUUUAAAAUUGACUUUUACAAGAGUUCGUCAUUUGCCACACCUUAUACCGAGCAGGACUACCCUCUGAGCGUGCCAGUCAAUCAGUUCUUGUAUGUGAGAUACAGCGUAGAAUCCAGUGCUGAUCUGGUGAUAAUGGCCGUAACAUGUCGGGCCACUAAAACUGGAAGCUUGUACUCCUGGCCACAAUACUCUAUUAUACUGAAUGGGUAUGUAUGUUACUCAAACAGAUCAGUAUGAAUGAUCUUCCUGGAAAAAUACGCAAGUUUCAGUCAAGUAAUCAACGAAUCGUUUUUUUCAUAUCACCUACAUUUCGUCCUAUAAAGACAUCUGUAUGUUUUUAAAGGUUUGUAGUCCCCUGUGCUGCGAAAGCUAAAUUCCUAGUGCAAAGUAUGGAGGCGUUCGGUGUUACUGAAGGACAACCUCCAACGUUUUUCUGACUCUAAUGAGUAAGGCCAUCAUCACAUUAUUAUUCCAGAGAAAGCGUACUAUUACAACCACGAAAUCCUUUCAAUAUUUCCUUACCAAAUAUUCAAGCUUCUGAAAAGCUAAAAUUACCCAGAACGCUCUUUAAAAAGUUUUCUAGUGGCAGCAUGAAUUAGAAAGAAACAGACUCAGGUGACAAUGAGCAAAAUAUCCUACUUGUGCGCGUGAAUUAUAACUUACUUCUUACUUUGACUACCUACAGUUGUCCGCGAGACACAACCAUGGAAUACAACUUUGAUCCCCAAAGGAAUUACCAGCAGUUUAAAAUCAGAGCAUUCAGAUUCUUUAACGACUACGAUCAGGUGUACAUUCAUUGCGAAGUUUUGGCCUGUCAUAAAUACUCUUCAAACUCCAGGUGAGUUAACAAACUCGUACACCUACACUGAAAGCAUUCUUUUGAUUAAGUGUCGUCGAGGUGAAGUCUGUACUCGAGCCUACUGACCCGUUCAGCCGGGGCUUAUCCCAGUUUCCCUCUAGCAUGAAGCGACUAGAAGUAUGACUGCUCCCCAGUGGAUGUGAUGCAUUGCAAGGUUACCCCACAGCAUUUCAUUAGGCCUCCCUGACAGUUCGCGGAUACCCAUUUAUACUGAUGUUUCAAGCGUUAGCCCUUCGUUAGAGCGAUAGACGGAGGGCCAAUCUCCGAAACGUCAGCUUUUAAACUCUUUACAGUGGUCUUACUCUGAAUAAUGAUACGAACGACUAAUUAUUAUUCUAUAAAACUCAGAUUGAAUAGCUGAAUUAAGAUUAUAAAGCAAAAGUAAACAUUUUAUCAAACUAGAUCGAUUUGUCCCAGAAACGCUGUAGGCAAGGAGAUGCCGAAUAAACAUUUAUCACCGAGAAACAUCACAAUUACCCUUGAGAAAUUUGAGUGCAAUAUGAUUUCAUCACUCACAAAAAAAAGGCGUUCGAAGCUCAUUCAAAUCUUCCUCAACAACUUUGACAGGUGCACCCAAAGUUGUUUGGGAAGUAAGAAGAGAAAGCGGAGGGAUGUUACCCGCGACGAAACAGAACAUGAAGAGAGUACUACCAAAGUCACUCUUACACGAGGACCACUGAUCUUUCAACAGGACGAAGAACCAGGAGGCAAGUUCACAUAUAGUGUCAAAAGAUAAGGGUUUGAUAUACAAGUUUUUUCUCAAAUACUGCAGAGCUUGUGUUAAACAUGUCAAAAAUGCUGUCUUGCCUAAAUUUUAAAUUUGGGUAGUUUAUCACUGGUUCAAAACUAUAAAGAUGAUGAGAAAAACUUUCAAAACACAACUUUACUGAAAAAGGAAAUUCAGGUCCUAAUGUGUAACUGGCAUUUUCACUUUCUCUACUGUCAAAAAGAAAAAUAUUAGUAUUGAAGGAUUUUGAAAAUAGGUAAACUAAGGCAAUUUUAUAUCAAGUUAGCAGUUGAUUUCAGUUUCUUGCUUAUAAAUAUUAAGUUAUUUCCCUCUCCCUUUUCUUCAACUAAUUUCAUUAACAGAAAUAAGAAAAAUGAGAUUGAGUUAUUUGUUUCAAUUUUAAAUGUUUCCCUUUCUUCGGUUCUCACUUGAGAUGUGAUUCCUCUUCUGCAUUCAAAUUUCAGACACUGGUAAAAACAAGCAAACUGCGCUGAUUGGUGGCGUAGCUGCCGCUGGAGGAUUUGCUCUGAUUGCAGUUGCUGCAUUGGCUGUUUUAUUUGUCAAGUACCGCAUGGCACGACGGUUCAUAAACAGAAACAAGGUUGGAGACCUGUACACAACCCAAGAUGAACAGCUAAGCAGAAGAAAUGCUUACGUUCAGCCUGAAGACAUGGUCGAACAAGAAGACUCCUUCUAAAUAUAAGCUAUUCUUUUGAGCCCAGUUGCUCAAAGGACAGAGAACGUUAUACAACGGAUAAAUCACUAUCCAGUGAAGAAGUGUAUAUAAACUGUACUGUGCUAUCCACCGGUUAGGGAUUUAUCCAAUAAGAAAGCGUUAUCCACCCUUUGAACAACCGAAACCUGCAUUGCUUACUUGCCUCCUUAUCAAGCAGCGAAUAAAAAUGUAGUUUAAGGAACAUCUUGGCAGUUACGAGGUUCGAGUGUUUUCAUUGCAACCUCUGGUAAGAAUAAACAUUCUCAUCUACCUUCUAGGCAAUUUAGCCGCCUGAAAUUUACGUAACUUUUUUGUCAACCAACACCUUUACAGUAUGCAGUCUCUUCAAGACUGCAGGCCUUCCUUUGGAUAGAUCGCUUUCAACUAUAUGUAGAGAGAAUGUUUUUAAGAAUAUGUAAACCAAAACGGAAUAGAUCUUUGUGCUGUGCCUUAAUUUAAGAACCGUUCAUUGUUGAAAAGGUAUUUUCAGAAAGCGAAAAAAAUUGAAUGAGGUAAGUUGUUAUUAACCAAACUGGUCAUCAUUUCUCUUUUUCAAACCUGCCUUUUCAUUCGCAUUUUUGUGUUCAUUAGCUCCGGUCGUUUUAAAAUAUCGAGAAAAAUUAAAUGAGUAC